AUGGUGGUCUGGGUGCAUUUUCCCGGCCUACCGCGGGCAAAGUUUGCACGGAUGGCUGUCGAAGUCGAUCUAUCGAAACCGGUGCUGCCGAGGAUUAGGUUAGACGGCCGGUGGCAGAAAUUUGAUUAUGAAAAUCUCCCUGUUGUCUGUUUUGAGUGUGGGAAAGUUGGACAUACGAACGUCUCUUUCCCUACCCUUGAUCGAGGACCGUACGGUGAAGCUGAUAGAGGUUCGUUGGCAUCGGCGGUGAUUGUGGUCGGCGAUUCUACGCCGGAGGCCAAUGCCGGCUUUGGCCCAUGGAUGAUUGUUUCGCGCAAAUCACAGCGAAAUCAGAAAGUUACUGCCACAAUAGGUAAGUUGGAGCAAGUGUUGGUGAUCACCAACGGGCCGAAGAAAGGAGACGAACCGAAAGAGAGCGAUAUUGCGGGGAAAUCUUCAUCACAAAAAUCAGCGAAAUCUCAGCAAAAGCAACGACAACAAAUAGGGGAAAACCAGACGAUGAAAAGAGAGGGAAAGAGCAAAGGAAAUUCGAAAUGGAAAGGGAAAGUGACGGAGCAGGUAGGGCACGUUGAAAAGGGCCUGUUUGGCCCAAAGCCCAACUUGGAGGAGGCCUCUUCCACCGGGCCUAGCCACACUUCCAAUAAGGCUAUCAGCCCUACACCACAAGACAUGGGCUCUCGGCUGGUUGUGAGCGGAUCUAGUGGGUCUAUUGGGAAGGGACCGGUUUUGGAUACACUAACCGGGCCAGCGACCCAAAUCAUAGCGGGUGGGAAUGGAAGCAAAAUCCACAUCGUGGAGACGCAGCCGUACCAGCCACAUGCACCUCGCCUGGUUAAUCCAGAGAUGCCGCCGGCGGUUUCCAGGACGAAAUCUAAGAAAGAGGGACGAGAAAAGAAGGGUCGGAACAAGGAGAAGCGAGUCUCGCUAACCCUACAACAAAUCAAAGAGUGGACGAAGGCGACAAAACCGAAGGCGGUGGCAGAGGUCGAGUCAAUGAAAAAUGAAGAAGCAAAGAAGAUGGUUAUGAAAAUGAGUGGGAUUGAGAGCACUCAUGCCGCCCCUGGCCUCUAA
Messenger RNA from Linum trigynum, 1071 nucleotides. Lineage: Eukaryota; Viridiplantae; Streptophyta; Magnoliopsida; Malpighiales; Linaceae. The record is from the annotation of a GenBank genome assembly.